Messenger RNA from Actinia tenebrosa (Australian red waratah sea anemone), 1441 nucleotides. RefSeq lists its product as uncharacterized. The record is from RefSeq and is a predicted model, not a curated record. Gene Ontology annotation, molecular function: protein binding. NCBI's taxonomy places the organism in Eukaryota, Metazoa, Cnidaria, Anthozoa, Actiniaria, Actiniidae.
ACAUUCACCGAUAUCUUAGCCGUUUUAAUUUCUCCGAUGGAUCUAAAAGGAAUUCCUCUAUUAUUCGUAUUAAUUUAUUAUCAAUUAUGUCUCAAUUCUGCACUAAACCUAGUUUUAAAGACAUCUCCACCUUCUCCUGUAUACGCUGCCGUCAACACAGAGUUGGUUCUGGAUUGUACCCAAAAAGGAAACGACGACUUAAUCACGUUGCAGUGGACAAGUCCCAAGAACAACGAGGUGUACAGCACAACAAGUAACGGAAGUUUUACUAGCUUGGUAUUUCCUAAAUUAAACUAUUCAAAUGAGAGUGUUUACUAUUGCCAAGCUGUCAAUCAAACUACUGGUUUAGUAGUAGCACAGACAAAUAUCACAGUAAACGUUGGAGAUCCACCAGCGAAGCCCCCGCCUCCAACAUUGAAACGUAUUUGUGGCUAUCCUCCUACCGUAGUUAUCUUCUCGUACCAAUACCCAAGUCUUACGUCGAAGUCGACGCAUUAUCCAGUCAUCGUUGAACUCAUCGUAUCUCCUAUUUCCACGACGAACCCCUGCUUGAGGGUAGGCAAUGACUUUGAGGUGGUGGAAGAAAGUAAACGAAUAAUUUAUGGACCAAAAAAUGAUUCAUUUGAAGUAAACGUUGUACAGAUUGUCAUGGAAAAGGUUCCUGAUUUUCCUAUUUGCAAUGACGACUACAGUCUGAUAGAUUGUAAGCUACUGUGUACAAGUGUCAGAGCAACAAAUGCAUUUGGGACAAGAUUUAGCCAAACGAAAUUGACAAAAUUGGUUGAAAAAUGUGGUAAGAUCGCCGACUUGAGGGCUAUAAAUAUUGGACGGAAUAACUUCACUGUAGCGUGGGGCCUACCAUGGUGCCUUAGAAACAGCACGCAAUUUUAUAGGAACUCGUAUUACUUGAUUCAGUGCGAACCAUCGUGUGGGGAUUAUAUAGUGAAAUCUGACGUUAGAGUCGUUUCCGGUUUGAACCACACCAUUAGCAAACUCAUCGAAUACAAAAACUACACUGUCUUUGCUAGUUGUUCUUUUUUCAUGCAUCUCGAAGACUUUGGAGAACGUGUAUCUAUUUCAGUACAAACCAAGGAAGGAGUUCCGAGGGAGGCCCCAACAAUAGUGACAAUAAGAUGGCAAUCAGAGUGCGCUGACUCAAAUGGUACAGCUCUCAUCUCAUGGAAGGUUCCUAACAAAGCUACCUUGUUUGGUAAAGUACGAUAUUAUAUCGUAGAAUACCAAAUAACGAAAACCUCGAUAAGAGCCACAAGAAAUGUUCCCGCUGGUUUACAUCAACUACUUGUUACAGGAUUAGGAAUGAAUAAAAGCUACGAGUUUACUGUAAAAGUGUGUACCAGUGGGGGCUGUAGUAAGGCAAAGCAAUACGCCAGCUUAUCACCCAAUCGAUGUACGUCAUCGGACGGACCUGCACCGACACCUG